Gigantopelta aegis is the source of this 3723-nucleotide messenger RNA. RefSeq lists its product as uncharacterized. The transcript has 27 exons. The coding region runs from base 13 to 3573 and encodes 1186 amino acids. The record is from RefSeq and is a predicted model, not a curated record. Lineage: Eukaryota; Metazoa; Mollusca; Gastropoda; Neomphalida; Peltospiridae. Gene Ontology annotation, molecular function: metalloendopeptidase activity. Gene Ontology annotation, biological process: proteolysis.
CCCCCAUUGAAAAUGGAACUCAAGAUAUUAUUUUCCGUUCUUCUGUGGGUUGUUUCUCUUGAAAUAUACUCCUGUCAAGACAAGGAUAUUCCAUACAAUGAUACUGAAGGACAUCUCAGAAAGAGGCUGACGAUUGGCACGGAAGUAGCCUGGAAGAGAUGGCCCAAUGGAGUUGUGCCAUACUGCUACGACGCAGCACUUCCGGCUUCCCGGUAUCCCAUCUACACCGCGGCAAUGGACGCAUACUCGAAACACUCGUGCAUCAGCUUCAAGCACUUCGGCUGUGCCUACCUGUCCGGUGGAGGAAUCAACCUCAAGAGUGGGGGCGCUGGGUAUGCGUAUUACGGAAGACAAUGGAACUUGAAAGGCACCAUACUUGGUUCAGAAUAUCAAAUGAUAGCCCAUGAAUUGUAUCACGUGAUCGGUGGGUACCAUGAACAGCAGAACUACAAAUCGAUUGCCACAGCCCAGUUGAUGUACAAGAACAUCAUGCCAUAUUACAGGAAGCAAUUUGUACCAGUAUAUUCCGAGAAAGACAACAUUGUUGACCAUGAGGUCAUCACAUACCACUUCGACUUUGCCUCCCCGACACUAUAUUCACGUUAUCUUCCGUCUGUAACCGGGUUUCCCGUCUACGAUGUCAUGUAUCCUGAUCAGUAUUUCACAGAUGAAAAGCGCGUCUUCCUUGACCAGAUAUCGGAAGAAAUAAACGAGUUCUACAACUGCUGGGAACUGAAGUCUUGUGGGACGAAGCCCAUAUGUGAUAACGAAGGCUACCCAGGCUACUACAACAGACAGUGUGGGUGUGUGUGUCCCAGAGGACUCGAUUCAGCGUCCAACUGCGCCGCUAUCAAAACUAAACCUUCUGGUUCGUGGCCCGACACCGACAUAAAGUUGUUGAAAACGACGUCGGGCUGUCCAGCUGGAUUGAAGGAGUCCACUGUUGUCGUGACCGGCGUCACUGCCAUGACGAAGUCAUCAAACUACAACCUGGCGACGGCGUUGUCUGGCGACACGUUGACUGUGUACCUCUGCAGCAAGCCGUCUGCUGGAAACACGGAGGUGUGGGACCACGGCAUGAACGGCUUUCUGGCGGGAAACAACCAGUGUCCGUCUGCCAUUGAAAGUGGAGACAUCAAGUUUUACGCCGCAGAUGGCUCGAGCGCUGGAUCCCUGGAUUUCUGUGUUCAGCAAGGGCUAGUCGAGGAACCGCUGAUGGGACUUCCCACAACAGACGAGUUCGCCGUUUUCUCUCGAGCAAGCACCUGCCAGGAAAUAGACGGUUUUGUCGCCAACAGAGAAUCCUUCACCAUAUCCCACCCGAAUAUCACGGACAUGCCCGCUCUUCCAAAGUACAGCAAGAAGUUGAAAAAUGGCAAAUUCGACCUCAAGCUCGACUACUGUGUUUACAAACCUCUGACCUACAACUGUGGUGGAGUGAUCAAGUUGGAUUCUACAAAUCGAUUCACCGUGAUCAGCUCGCCUAACUACCCCGCGGCCUACCCACAGAACACGGAAUGUAACUGGUUCAUAGAGGUAGAACAUGACGCCACAAUCAGAGCCGAAUUCAAGGCUUUUGAUGUGAAUGCUGCCGAUUCCUUCACUCACAGACGAUACAUCCUUAAUGCCAUUCCAGUGAAGCUAUCGUCAGGAAGUGCCUUACCUCGAAACGUCGUGUCGAUCAACAACCGAUUGGCAUUCAACUUCCGGUCCGGAUUCGUCGGCACUCCGGGAACUGGUUUCCAAAUAAACAUUACGCGUCUUGGAGCUGAGGACUACUGCUACAGUUUGAGCGACAAGGGUGAGAGCUACGACGGUAACUGGAAUUAUGCCAUCGACGGUACAAAAUGUCUGCCGUGGAGCCUCCGCCUUAACCAAAAUCUGACAUCCAGUGGAUACGCGGACUACACAGGGAGUACGAGCACCUUUCUGACGGGUUCGGCUUGUAGAAACCCGCAAGGAAAACUCGACAAACCGGCGUGUUUAACGUUCGCCAAGGGAGGCAACUUCACUGUACGAUACUGCGAUGUGUGUCAAAUUGAGUAUGGAACACAAGAUAUAUACGAUGAUUGUGAAACAGCUAUUGCCGCCGAGCCCUCGAUCUGCACGGGCUCCACUGCUGGGAAGUGUCUGGAAACUUGCGAACUUAACGGACUAAUACCACUGAUUUUGCCUCCUCCAACAGUGGAUGAACAAACGUGCCCGACGCCGCCGAUUCCGUCGGAUGCGACGCAGACCUCAGAAACCGUGAAGAGCACAUACCACCCUGGUGACACAGUGCGACUCCAAUGCAUGGAUUCCGACAAGGAUGUCAGCGUGACCUGCAUGACGUCAGGGAAAUGGUCGGAAUGGAACGAACCCUGUAAAGGUUGUCCCCCUGGUUUUGCUGAAAUCUCCGACAAAUGUUGGAAACCGAUUGGUCGGCUAGACCACAGGUUUGACGCCAAGGCCCAUUGUGUGAACAACUACAACGGUACCCUGAUGACCAUCAGAACGAUAGAAGAACACGAGUUCUUCUACGAAUGGAGGAAGACGUUAGGAGCCGAGAAGGAAUGGUGGAUAGGCGCGGCUGAUUGGGACCAGAAUGGCUUCAAGUAUGAUGAUGACCAGACACUGAUGUCGUCGUAUGAAACUGGCGAUCAGUUUGAAUUGCCCAAAGAUGCGCGGUAUUCAAAGAACUGUGUUAUCCACGGUAUUUGGGAGAAAUGGCAUUCCUCAAAAUGUAUGAGAACGAGUCAGUAUAUGUGUGAAAAACCACUGGCAGGAAGUCCAGUGACAUGCAAAGAUCGCAAACGGGAAUGUAUCACUCUGCUGAGAGAGAACCCAAUGGCCUGUACAGACCCUGUGGUGAAGACCAACGUUUGUCCCUACACGUGUGGGGCUGAGGUCUGCAUGACGUCUGGCAAUGAAUGCUCCAAUUUACAAACUCCUGCCAACGCAGCUAUGGUAGAGGCCAAAACCUCCUUGGGUCCUGGAGAAUUCGUCCAGUACACGUGUGAUCCAGGAUACGACCUUCAGAGUGGAUCCCUGACCAGGGCGUGUCUCAGAAAUGGCCAACUCACUGGGUGUCCGCCUGUGUGUGUUGCUUCUGGUAACGCGGUGAUAUCGGUGAAUGAUUUCCCCAUGGGAAUGUUCCGUUCCAUUACCCCUAUAGGUAUUGUGUUUAUGGGAGAAUCGCAACAGUUUAAGGUCACUCGCAAUGGAAAAAUCUACUCGUGGCAGGUGUACUGCGCCAACAACGGUGAGGUCUAUAUGCAGGUGUGGAGAAAACAGUCAGGAAUGACGUAUAAACUGAUUGGUCAGACAAUAGUGCAGUGUUACGCCGGUCUUUCAAGGGACAUAACUCUUAACAGCACAGCGAGAAUUCCAGUCCAAAGCGGUGAUGUUCUUGGCUUCUUUGACAGCACUGGUGGAACUUUAACUUACUAUUCCUGCAGGAAUAACCUGAUGCCAGAGUUCGCCAACAUUCACGUGUACGCAGCAUGGCCAUCCGCCAUGGUCGUGUCAGCUGACAUAACCUUUGUCAGCAACCAAUGCAAGAUGUUUGCAGUGAACGCCAAAAUAGGACCAUAAGUGCCGACUCGAGCCUGACCUCUCUCUUCAUUGACGACAAGAAAUAAAUCAAGAGACAAACUUACAACUGCGUUGUACCGAAGGAAAACGUGUAUUUUGUUUGUUAUAUCUCGAAAACAAAAGUUAUGACUAAUAAAAUAUUUGCAUCGC